Ruditapes philippinarum (Manila clam) is the source of this 1636-nucleotide messenger RNA. RefSeq lists its product as uncharacterized. Gene Ontology annotation, cellular component: ribose phosphate diphosphokinase complex; cytoplasm. The record is from RefSeq and is a predicted model, not a curated record. Gene Ontology annotation, molecular function: magnesium ion binding; ribose phosphate diphosphokinase activity. Gene Ontology annotation, biological process: 5-phosphoribose 1-diphosphate biosynthetic process; purine nucleotide biosynthetic process. Lineage: Eukaryota; Metazoa; Mollusca; Bivalvia; Venerida; Veneridae. Bases 109 to 1188 code for a protein of 359 amino acids. The transcript has 9 exons.
CUCUCCAAAAAGAAGAUUAUUGUCAAAUGUAAACAAUCAACCUUCGUAAAAACAGGUCGUUUUCUUCCUAGAUUACAUUGCUGUCAAGAUAGAUUAGAAGGUGUUAAAAUGUCGGACCCUAUGGAACCCGUGUUGCUAUAUGCUCAUCCAAGUAUGGACCAUUUAGCUAAGCAAAUUGUUGAAGGUUGUCGGCAGACAACAUCUCCAGUUUCCUCGCCAACCACAUUAGAACCAGGAAAGUUACCAAAUGGAAAAGCUCCUUUUCACAGAUCCCUUUCUACUGCUGCAAUAUUGGGAAACAAAAGCAGAGGUGUAGUUUAUAGAAACACUAUAACAUGGGGCAGAUUUCAAGAUGGAUUUCCAAAUCUAUUUAUUCAAGAUGUUCAUGUGUUGGCUGGAAAAGAUGUUAUAUUCAUAGGAAGUUUCCAUGACCCAAGUGUAAUAUUUGAACAACUAUCAGUGUUAUACAUGUUUCCAAGGUACUUGGCCAGAUCAUUUCAUUUCAUCUUACCAUAUUUUCCGACGGGCACAAUGGAAAGAGUUGAUACAGAGGGCCAGAUAGCUACAGCAAAGACUUUGGCCAUCAUGAUGUCUUCAAUUCCUCUAACAGCUAGGGGCCCUGUACAGAUCUGUAUAUUUGAUAUUCAUGCCUUACAAGAGAGGUUCUACUUCUCAGAUAAUGUUAUACCAAGAUUAGAGUCAGCCAUACCCCUCCUGCUGUCCACAAUCAAGACUUUACCAGAUAAAGGUAACAUUGCCAUAGCCUUCCCAGAUGAUGGUGCCUUCAAACGAUUCCAUAUGUUCUUUCCAGAGUUUGAUACUAUUACUUGUGUAAAGAUAAGAGAUGGUGGAAAAAGGAUAGUAAAAGUGAAAGACGGCGAUCCAGAAGGCAAGCAUGUUGUAAUUGUUGACGAUCUCGUUCAAACAGGGGGAACACUUAUCCAGUGUGGCAAGGCACUGACUGAAAAAGGAGCAGUGGGAGUGAGCGCUUACGUUACACAUGCAGUGUUUCCCAAGGAAAGUUGGAAAAAGUUCGCCGAUGGAGAGUUUAAGUUUAAAAAUUUCUGGGUGACUGACUCGAUUCCCCAUGCUGUGGAUAUAUGUACACAUGAUCCAUUUAAAUUGCUCUCACUUUGUGAACCAAUUGCAAAGAUGUUAAUGGGUUUUGAUCUACGUCAACAGCAUUAAGGGAUGCGCAAUUUUGAACUUUGAUAAAGAUCUGCCAUCCAGUUAAAGGAUAGGGUAUUUCAAUACUUUGAUAGAAUAUUUAUAUCGUUUGUGAUCAGUUUUUAGAUGAGUGAUAUUGUAGAACUGUAAUUAUUUAGUUAAAUUAUGCCUAAAAGUUAGAAAUCAAUUUCUAAAAAUUUAGUUGAAUUAUGCCUUAACAAGCGAUAUCUAAGCAAAAUGGUUGAAUUAUGCUGUAACUUUUGAUUUCAAACAAUUUAGUUUAAUUAUGACAUAACUAUCAAUUUCUAAUAAUUUGUGAAAAUGAUGAAUUAACUUUAUAGAUGUUUAUUGAUACCAGUUAUUAAAGUUUUGAUUUUAUAUUUUCAAAGUCAAAAUGGUAUAUCUGUAAGAUAAAAUUAUCUUAAAAUGCUUCAAGAUAUUCGAUCCAGGUUAAAGCUGCACACCUCCA